Messenger RNA from Symbiodinium sp. CCMP2456, 1053 nucleotides. The record is from the annotation of a GenBank genome assembly. Lineage: Eukaryota; Dinophyceae; Suessiales; Symbiodiniaceae.
AUGGCAGAAGAUCCUCACUUUGACAUCCUGAAGCGCUUCGUGAUGCUCGCAGACUUGGCCGGGUUGCAGAAGUUCGCACCGCCAUGCUUUGCGUGGUCGCGAACUGCUGACGGCGAACUGCCACUGCUGUUUGAGGCAUUUAGAAUAGGAAUAGUUAAAGCGACGGAUGGUACCGUGAAGCAACGCCUCCAGAUUGUUGAGUGGAUGAUCAAAUCUGGAGCAGAUCCACUUCUUCGACUGCCACGAAAAUUGCGCGAUCCCUGUGCCUUUGCGUGGCACAGAUCAGAGAGCCAGACGGAGGAAGACAAGUCCGACAAAAUUCAUGUCGAAGCGCCUGGGCAUUGUCUCCUUUCCUUUGCCUUGGCGCUUCUCGAGGCUUUCCAUGAGACACAGCUCCAAACAACGCGCUAUGAUCGGGCCAUGGCCUUCGUCCAGGAGGUCGUAUCCAUAAUUUCCCGAAUGAAGGGCCAGCGGCCGAAAAUAGAAGUAGACCAAACUGUAAUCGACCGUUGGGAAGCGAUCAGGGGCAUGACUGCCACCCACAACGUCACUUUUGCCACUGCCGAUGGUCCAGUAACAGCACACGACAUUGCUCUCAUGGCGACCUCCCCAGUGCUGUCGGCAAUGCUGCAGUCCUGCAUGACAGAAGGUUCUAGAAAGCAUAUUGAAGUCAAAGACUCUUCUGCUGCCGGCGUGUCCCUGUUCUUGGACCUUGUGUACACAAGCUCCACAUGCAGUGAAGUGCAGUACAAGACCGCGCUCGAAGCCUUGGACCCCGCCCAUCGCUGGCAGGUGGAGGGCGUGGUGCGCGUGCUCGAGGAGAUCCUGCAAGGAAUGAUCACCGAUUCCAGCUUUAUCGACAUCGCAUCAGCUGCCACGUUGAAGAGCUUGUUGGGCCUCGAGAAGGCUUGUGCUACCUUCGCCCAGAACAGCAAGGCGUUGCGACAGAUGUCGCAAAACGGGGAGCUGCCUCCUGCUCUCGAGAAGUUUCUAGGCCAUGUGUCGACGGCGUCUGAUACAUCGUCUCCGAAUAAGAGGCGCCGGACUUUUUGA